CCACGGUAGGCCCCGCGCGCGGCGUGGAUCGCGGCCCAAGCCGCCAUUGUUCCGCCGAGGGAGGACAGCGGGGCCUGGCGCUGGCGCCUAGACGCCGCUUAGCGGCCGCCACUGGAGACACUCCCUCCCGCCUCCCGGGUCUCCUGGCGGCGGCGGAGUGAGGCUGACAGCGGGGAACCUGGGAGACCCCUCCGCCCUCCCCGCGGUGGCAGCGGCCGAUCCCCGGCUCCAGCGCGAGGGACGGCCGCGAUGCGCUCGGCCUGAGGCUACCCGGCCCGGCCCUUCCUCGCUUCCCUUGACUAUUCCACGGCGUCUCCGCGCCCCGGCGUCAUCCUGCGAGUCCCUCUGACGGGAGGGAAGAUGGCUGCACGGAGCUGGCAGGACGAGCUGGCCCAGCAGGCCGAGGAGGGCUCGGCCCGGCUGCGGGAAAUGCUCUCGGUCGGCCUAGGCUUUCUGCGCACCGAGCUGGGCCUCGACCUGGGGCUGGAGCCGAAACGGUACCCUGGCUGGGUGAUCCUGGUGGGCACGGGCGCGCUCGGGCUGCUGCUGCUGUUUCUGCUGGGCUACGGCUGGGCCGCGGCUUGCGCCGGCGCCCGCAAAAAGCGGAGGAGCCCGCCCCGCAAGCGGGAGGAGGCGGCGGCUGCGCCGGCUGCGGCCCCCGACGACCUGGCCUUACUGAAGAAUCUCCGGAGCGAGGAACAGAAGAAGAAGAACCGGAAGAAACUGUCCGAGAAGCCCAAACCAAAUGGGCGGACUGUUGAAUUGGCUGAGGGUGAAGCUGUUCGAACACCUCAAAGUGUAACAGCAAAGCAGCCACCAGAGAUUGACAAGAAAAAUGAAAAGUCAAAGAAAAAUAAGAAGAAAUCAAAGUCAGAUGCUAAAGCAGUGCAAAACAGUUCACGCCAUGAUGGAAAGGAAGUUGAUGAAGGAGCCUGGGAAACUAAAAUUAGUCACAGAGAGAAACGACAGCAACGUAAACGUGAUAAGGUGCUGACUGAUUCUGGUUCAUUGGAUUCAACUAUCCCUGGGAUAGAAAAUACCAUCACAGUUACCACCGAGCAACUUACAACCGCAUCAUUUCCUGUUGGUUCCAAGAAGAAUAAAGGUGAUUCUCAUCUAAAUGUUCAAGUUAGCAACUUUAAAUCUGGAAAAGGAGAUUCUACACUUCAGGUUUCUUCAGGAUUGAAUGAAAACCUCACUGUCAAUGGAGGAGGCUGGAAUGAAAAGUCUGUAAAACUCUCCUCACAGAUCAGUGCAGGUGAGGAGAAGUGGAACUCCGUUCCACCUGCUUCUGCAGGAAAGAGGAAAACUGAGCCAUCUGCCUGGAGUCAAGACACUGGAGAUGCUAAUGCGAACGGAAAAGACUGGGGAAGGAGUUGGAGUGACCGUUCAAUAUUUUCUGGCAUUGCUGCUUGGUCUAGUGUGGAUAGGGGAAUGAAUACCUCUGAACAGAAUUCUGCUUCUUUUGCAUCUCUCACACUUAACUCUGCUGUUUCUGGGUCUACUGCUGAGCCAGUUUCUCAGUCUACCACUUCUGAUUAUCAGUGGGAUGUUAGCCGUAAUCAACCCUAUAUCGAUGAUGAAUGGUCUGGGUUAAAUGGUCUGUCUUCUGCUGAUCCCAACUCUGAUUGGAAUGCACCAGCAGAAGAGUGGGGCAAUUGGGUAGACGAAGAAAGAGCUUCACUUCUAAAGUCCCAGGAACCAAUUCCUGAUGAUCAAAAGGUCUCAGAUGAUGAUAAAGAAAAGGGAGAGGGAGCUCUUCCAACUGGGAAAUCCAAAAAGAAAAAAAAGAAAAAGAAGAAGCAAGGUGAAGAUAACUCUCACGCACAGGACACAGAAGAAUUAGAAAAAGAGAUUAGAGAAGAGCUUCCAGUGAAUACCUCUAAAACCCGUCCAAAACAGGAGAAAGCUUUUUCCUUGAAGACCAUAAGCACUAGUGAUCCAGCCGAAGUACUCAUCAAAAAUAGCCAGCCUAUCAAGACUCUUCCACCUGCUACUUCUACCGAGCCAUCUGUUAUCUUAUCAAAAAGUGAUUCUGACAAGAGCUCCUCCCAAGUGCCGCCAACUCUACAAGAGACAGAUAAAUCCAAGUCAAAUACCAAGCAAAAUAGUGUGCCUCCUUCACAGACCAAGUCUGAAACUAGCUGGGAAUCUCCCAAACAAAUAAAAAAGAAGAAAAAAGCCAGACGAGAAACGUGAAAUUUUUUUUCCUGAAUUGGACAUGUGUUUGCAAACACUGUCUUGAAGAUUAUGCUGUUUAUGCAAUAAUUUGUGAACAUGUACAGAGUUUUAUAUAAAUUUAAACCAAUUUUUAAAACAAAACUGCGGACACAACCACCAUAAAAAUGGAAUCAAAAGAAAGUUAAUUUAUGAAAUUAAGAGGUCAGCAGAAUAUACUCAGUGAUGGAAGACACUUGGGAAAGUCUUUUUAAUUGAACAAGAACGAUCUUAAUUUAAGAAUAUUAUCUUGGUUUUACAGCAGUGCCCUGUUUACAACAGAUUGUGCCCUAUCUCAUCUGCAGCCGAGGAAUAAAGGAUUCUGAUUAGAAAGAGGGUUGCCUACAAAUUAGUAAGCAAUUCCUUGGAUCUUAUGCACAGAACUUGUACCAUUUGAAUCUGUUUUAUGCUUAAAUCAAAGUGCUUUGAUCAAAUACAUAACCUGCCAUAUCUUUACAUAUUUGUUGGUAGCAAUUUGUAUUAAAGAAAUCACAAGUGCAAAUAAAAAGUCAUUUAUCAUUUGUUUAACUAAACUGUCAUGGUUUAGUUUACAAUUUUUAAAAGUUCUUAAAAUACCGAAAAUGCAGUUGACACUUGUAUGGCUUAUGAAGUUAUUUUUGAUAGUCUUACAUUACUUGAAUUGUUCAAAGUACAGUAUAUUUUAAAUUAAGAAAAGUGAACUAUAUGUAUUUGUUUUAUACAUUUAAGGCUUAGACUCAUAAAUAAUGCUAUUGUUUAUGAUUUGAAAACUUUCAGGCAAAAUCCAAUUUACAUUUUUCCUUUCCCUAGCAAUUACUUUUUUCCAGCUUCAACACUUCUUAGUUACUAAUACUUUUUUGACUUUAAAAAUGAAAUCAUUCACAAACUUUUGGUAUAUGAUGGAGAAUGAAAAACUAGAGUCAGACAGCUUUAAUUGACAUUGUCAAGACCUCCAGUUAUCAGGAAUACAUUUUUUUACUGCCUUAACCUGUAGUGCGUAGAAUAUGCAUCAAUUUCUUGAAGGGGAUUCAUGUUUUUAUAAGAAUUUUCAUGUAAUUAUUGCAAUUGUGGUCAAAUAAGGAACGUUUCCUGCUUGAAAUUAUAUUGAUUUAAAUGAUGUGUGAAAUGUUUCACCAUUUUCAGGCACUGUGUAAUUCUAUUGUAAUAAACUGGCAGGUAUCUUUGUAACUAUAAAUAGUGCAUGCUCAGCCAUGUACACUGUAAAUAGCCUUUACCAAACGUGUUUGACAAGGACCAUAAUUAACAUCACUUAGUGAAUUGUGAUAAAGAAAAACAAGCCAUGAUUUAUUCGAUGUGAUUGGCUUAAUUGUUUUUAUGUGGCGCCAAGAAUGAACCUGUUUAACAGCUGUAACCAAUGGUACUGAUCUGUCCAUCCAAUGUUGUCAUUAUAUUUGAUUGUGGUUCAAUAGUAUUGCAUUGUCAGACUAGGAAAGCUAAACAAACAAAAUGGUUUUAGUUUUGCUGAAGACUGGCCUUAUUAAUGGACAGCUUUCCUAACAAGAGAUUAUUAACUUUUAUCAGGUGUUAACAUCUGUUUCAGGAACAUGGCAGUAUGUUUACAUGUCAGAAGUUUUGUUUAAUUCUAUGGUAUUUCUAAAUUGACUUGUUUAAAUAAAUUCAGCAAAUGGAUAGCAUUGUUUUUUAUUUGCUUCAAUAUGGGGGUAGGUAAUAGCUAAAGUGCCAAGGAUGGAUUUCUUCAAAUGACUUUAUUCUGUUAGCUUUACAUAGGUGUUGGAGGAUUCCGAAGGUGUCAGCACUUUGUAAAGGUACCACAAAGGAGAAUUUGAUAGGGAAUCUAAUUUUAGAAUGUGCCAAAUGGUCUGUGCUCAACAAUAUAAUUGAACUCUCUCAACUCUACCUCACCAUUUCUUUAUCUUAAAAUUCUGUUGGCUAUGUCAAACGUUGGACUUUAUUUUUUCAGCCUAGUAUCUCCCCAUUCUACCACCUAUGCCAGAUGUUAAAGACACCAGAUGUUUUGAGGAGAAAGGUGUUGUGGAGAUGCAGAGAUGCACUGCUAACUUGAGGUGGAUCCAGUAUAGAGAUACCUCUAUGUAUUCUUUCUGGCUCAAGAGCUAGGACUUGGGUUUUGUUUUAAGAGAUGGCAGCUGACUGGGUGCAAUGGCUCACAUCUGUAGUCCCAGCACUUUGGGAGGCCAAGGCAGGUGGAUCACGAGGUCAGGAGUUCAAGACUAGCCUGGCCAAGAGGGUGAAACCCCAUCUCUACUAAAAAUACAAAAAAAAUUAGCUGGGCAUGGUGGUGGGCCCCUGUAAUCCCAGCUAUUCAGGAGGCUAAGGCAGAGAAUCAUUUGAACCCAGGAGGCAGAGGUUGCAAAGCCAAGAUCGUGCCCCACUGCACUCCAGCCUGGGCAACAGAGCAAGACUCCGUCUCAAAAAAGAUGGCAGCUAUAUAAAUGAUAAACUUAAUUACAUUCUCUUUCACAUGCAUGAGGUGCAAACUCUGUCACAAAGUAUUUUAAUUACCCUUUACCUUGUUUCAUAGAUCUUUAUGUGACAUAAAAACUGUUUCUGGGCCAGGCGCAGUGGUUCACGCCUGUAAUCCUAACACUUUGGGAGGCCGAGGCAGGUGGAUCACCUGAGGUCAGGAGUUUGAGACUAGCCUGGCCAAUAUGGUGAAACCCCAUCUCUAAUAAAAAUGCAAAAAUUAGAUGGGCAUGGUAGCGGGUGCCUGUAAUCCCACCUACUCGGGAGGCUGAGGCAGAGAAUCGCUUGAAUCCAGGGCGGUGGUGGAGGUUGCAGUGAGCCGAGAUCGUGCCACUGCACUCCAGCAUAAAAGACAGCGAGACUCGGUCUCAAGAAAAAAAAAAAAAAAAAAACAGUUUCUGGCACCUGAACAGGAACUAGUUUCCAUCAUCAACUCAGAAAGCACUAAAAUCUAGGUGGUGAUUCAGGGAGGAGCAGGGGAAGAGAGCCUAUUCUAUGGCGGCAUGAAUAAGAUGCUUCCAGAACUAGUAGGGAAGUAAGUAACCUCUUCAGGCUUUAUCAGGACUGGAGGGGAACCUUGCUCAUGUUAGCAAGCAAGGUGUCCUAGAGAAGCCACUCAAAAGGCUCCCUAAUCCAGCCUGUCUCCACAUACAUACUGAAAAUUCUUCCCUACUCUGAGGCAGGGUGUAGUGGUUUAGGGGUUUCUCCAGACUGGAAUCCUACCUAUCUGCACCCACAAUUGAGCAAAACAACAGUUGAGAGAGUCCAAAAAAAAAAAAGUAUUAAAAUGUGAUUGAUGUAAUUUACCAUGUUUACUUUGUGCAUGCAUUUUAUUGGGGAGGGGAAGUCAGAAUAAUUCACCCAAAUCUAAUGGUCUUAUUUCAUAGGCUAAUCUGGUUUAUAUUUGCAUUACAGAUACUGGAGGGCAAUAUUUAACUACAGAGUUUAGUUUUUCUUAAUUAAAAACAGUCCUCUAUUAAUAUAGUGUGAAAUAUCUUUCAAAAUGUAGAGUUUAGGUUUAAGAUGUCUACUAGAUAUCUUACGAUUUUCCUGUAAACUCAUUGCACAAACUGGAAUUACUUUCCAAAAGACUUAGGGAAUGCAAAUAUGUUAUUUGUAAGAUGCAUUGAGUAUUGUAAAUAAAACAAACCGUUUUUGAUUUGUUUAAA
Molecule: messenger RNA, 5828 nt
Organism: Macaca mulatta (Rhesus monkey)
Lineage: Eukaryota; Metazoa; Chordata; Mammalia; Primates; Cercopithecidae
Gene: MTDH
Product: metadherin
Biological process (GO): regulation of transcription by RNA polymerase II; positive regulation of angiogenesis; positive regulation of canonical NF-kappaB signal transduction
Cellular component (GO): nucleus
Molecular function (GO): transcription coregulator activity; NF-kappaB binding
Source: RefSeq, a predicted model, not a curated record